AUGGCGCUAUCACCGCCGCCGUUGCCCUCACGAUUUCCGUGUUGGUGCCGGGCCAUCUAUUCUUGGGGAGGCGAGUCCAAACGCGACCUGGGAUUUAUCGAGGGCGACUUGAUCGAAUGUCUGAAUGCGGGAGACGGUUCGUGGUGGGUGGGCAGGCUAUUUCGAGAUCGGAGGACUGUCGGGUCUUUCCCGUCCAAUUUCGUCGAGGUACUACCAGAAGACUUUCGGCCAACAAAAACACCGAGUCCUAUACCGCCGAAUAUAGCGUCAGGGCCCAAGGCGGUGCCGCAAAAAUCACGAACAUUUCGCAAACCGUUCGAGGCAUAUGCCAAAGCGCCACAUUAUACCACAGCAAAACAACCAGAAACAUUUCGAGAAACACCGACGUCGCGUCUCAAGGAAAAGCCGUCUAGGGUGUCAACCACAUCAUCACGAUCAAGGGGCAAUUCGGCCGCAGCCUCAAGUACUGCUCUUGUCCUUGCAAGGAGUGCUCAUGAGGAUAUCGCUCGCGCUCCUUCCCCCUCAAUCUCACCGGCAAAUGGAUAUGGAUCUAGAGCUCCUUCACCGGCUCCUUCCAUGGGUCACUCACCGACUCGUCCACCGAGCCGGUUGGAAAAUAUGACGAGGAGCGAUUCUCCACCGCCUCCGGCACCACCACCUCACAGGCAUGUUGGGCGGGCAGAUCCCGAUGAAGGGGCACAGGGCUAUCAGUCAUUAUCGAGGCACGGCUCCUCAGUGUCAUACAAUCCUUCCAACCUAUCACGGCAGGGCUCUACCGUUUCAUACAACCCCGCAGAGAUAACACGAACGGGAUCUACCGUUUCAUAUAAUCCAGCGGAUAUUACGCGAACGGGGUCUACCGUUUCAUACAACCCGGCAGAUAUAACAAGAACAGGCUCUACCGUUUCGUACAACCCCAUGGACGUUAUGCGUUCUACCGUGUCAUAUAAUGGACCAGAAAUCCCAAGGCACGGCUCGGCCAUGUCCUACGAGCCAUACAGCCCAGCUCGUCAUUCCAACAGCUCUUACACGGAUCUUCGAGAUCUAACAAGGCAGGCCUCAUACGAUUCCUACAACGAUACCAGCUAUGGGACCCAGCGUAACGGAUACCACACACCCAGGGGUGGAGGUUCCCAUCGACCAUCCAUGGAGGGAAGCCACAUGACGCCGUCACCAUUACGCGAAGCAAUGGAUGAUGUGAUGCAGCAGCUAGAUCGCUUGGAAGGCAUUGGAGGUCGCGAGGCGGAGUCGCCAGAGAGGGCGUUGGAGCGGACAUUUGAUCCCUGGUCCCCCGAUUCUUUCGACCUGGUAGCACCGCAACAAAGACAAAAGGAACGAGGGGAACGAGGGCGCAUUAGGCCGCUGACGUCGAUAGGAAUAGCGUUUGACGAAGGUUACGAGACUUGGAGUGGAAAUUCUUCACACAAUGCAUCACAACAAGAUGGACAUCGCGAAAAGCCCUACGACCCCCAUCUGAGCAAUUACGUGGAGAGGAUGGAGAAGCAGAUCCAAAGAAUGCACCAACACAGCUCGAGUAUGCCAGCCGUGGUGAACCAUGAAGAUGACGACGAUGACGAUGACGAUAAACCCCCACCCCCACCGCCAAAGGGGCAUCCUUAUUCACGCCCAAAGUCGUCCACUGGGUCAACUGUAGGAGAGUUGGUCACCAUGGAUAAAAGGACACGGGGACGGAAAUUUCCAUAUGAUAGAGCGGUGGGUAGUAUCGAGCGCACCAAUACGACAAAAACGACUCAAACAAAUGCGUCAACCGGUAAUCAGAGCAACAGUAGCUCUUCGACCCAGAGUACAAACAGGACCGUUUGGAGCGGCGUCUCUGCCGGUGGUUUUAGUGCGACAAGCGCCGGAAGCUUGGCUCGGACCGCCCACCGUGCUCAGAGUUCGUUUAGCAUGCGCAACGAUGAAGGGGACCGUCCUGACUCGCCGUUUACCGGCGUGACUUACCACAGCAGUCAUGCUAGCAACUAUGCCGGAGGUGGUAGCGGAAGUGGGUUUUCUCGGCCGAUAUCCCAGGUUGGCAUUCACGAAGAUGGUACCCCUGGAUUGGGUGGACUUGUCGCGCCCAAAUCACCGAAACGAAACAUCUUCAAGAAGAUCCUCGACUCAGCCAAGACGGGCGUUGCUAGCAACCGGGGUAGCAUCGCCGCCGGCCAUGUGCCCACCGUGAGAUCCUCGCCCUUUGCUCGCCUGCAGCAGCCACAUAAUGUAGCACCUGGAGCGAGCAUGCUCUCGCUGAGCGGCGCUCGUUCCAGACGCGAUGCCGCCAGGGAGAUGGGCCUCGGCGCUGCCAUCGACUGGGUUCAAGUCCGUCGAGAUGUUAACCGCUCCAAUUCCGUCAGCAAAAUCGAACGGACCGAGCGCAGAGAGCGCUGCCAGAUGCAAGACCACCCCACACUCAAUCCUGUCGAUGAGCUUUAUGAGGGCAUCGAAGGUGACGAAGGGGCGGACGGCAUGCCCGUUCAUAAACCAGAGAAUUACCACAUGAUCAAUCUCGCCCAGGUGGACAAGAACUCCCGGCCCUACAGGAGCGAUCUGCAACGGCUUCGUGCGAUAUUUACUUGGGUGGCAGAGAAGAUCACCUGGGAAGAAGAUUUCGAGGGCGACGCCGACACCGAGCGCACCAUCCAUGCAAAGAGGGGUUGCGCAGAAGAAUACGCUUGCCUUGUGAUGGAAAUGUGCUCUGCUAUUGGGCUGCACUGCGAGGUUGUAAGGGGUUACCUGAAAGCCCCAGGCGACAUUCCCGACCUUAAUGUGAUGCCCAGAUCCAACCACUGGUGGAACGCAGUUAUUGUCGACGACGAAUGGCGCAUGAUUGACACCUGUCUAGCAAGUCCCUCGAACCCCAAACGUGCCCUCUACUCCAGCGUCUCCGGAUCCUCGGCAGACACCUGGUGGUUCCUCACACGGCCUACUGAGCUGUGCUGGACGCAUGUGCCGGAGCAUCACGACCAGCAGCAUAUUGUGCCCCCAGUAGCCUAUGACACGCUGCUCAACCUGCCAUGCACAUGCCCGGCAUACUUCAAGAACGGCAUCGAGCUGGUUGACUUUAACACUAGUCUGACCAGGAUAGAAGAUCUUGAGAUGGUCCACAUCAAUUUUAACGUACCGGCCGACGUUGAGAUUGCAGCCGAAGUUGAAGCACGAGCACUAUCAAAGGAUCAUGAUGGCGAUCUAUUUGAGAAUGGUGAUAUCGUCAAGAAGAAGGCGCUGGCGCAGGCUGAGUGGUUCAAUGGUGUGAAGCGCUACACAGUCAAGGCGCUACUCCCUGGUGACGAAGGCCAGGGCAUGCUGAAAGUCUAUGCCGGGAAAAGGGGCUUGAUGCAAAGCAUCAAGGAUAUUCCCCAUCCUUUGGCCUUUACUCUACCCAUCAUCCACGCGGGCGAAAAUCCGCCCUAUGAAUUUGUUACGCGACAUCCGACGCCUCACGCACAGAGGCAUGAUAUUUAUGUUGUCCAACCUCAGUGUCAGCAACUGGCUCUGAACAAUACCUUUGUCUUUGCUAUCAGACAGCACCCCAGCUCCAUUUCAGACGGGCCUCUCACACCGUCGUCGAAUCCCGGGUCGGCCAGCCCAAUUCCCUUCAUUCGGCCAUCUUCGGCGAUGAGUGUCAACGCUUCCAGCGCGAGCGGGUCGAACCCCAGCUCAGCCAGCGGGACCGUUGCGGGAAAGAAGCCCGCCAAACUGGCAAUCCAGACACCGGGAGGCAAGAUUCUUCGUCUUAUGAGAAAGGAGGAGCGCAAGGGGAUCAGCGUUGGAUCGCGGACUCCAGACGAAGAGGUUAGCGAUGGCGGCACCUGGGAGACGAUCAUCAAGUGUUCCGAGAGGGGCGUUUGGCGAGGCCUGGUGCUGGCAGACCGCACCGCUCGAUGGUGCGUGUUUGCUGAAUGGACAUGUGUGUAA
This is a messenger RNA of Trichoderma breve, 3918 nucleotides long. RefSeq names its product transglutaminase-like superfamily domain-containing protein. The record is from RefSeq and is a predicted model, not a curated record. The coding region runs from base 1 to 3918 and encodes 1305 amino acids. NCBI's taxonomy places the organism in Eukaryota, Fungi, Ascomycota, Sordariomycetes, Hypocreales, Hypocreaceae. Gene Ontology annotation, molecular function: protein binding. The transcript has 3 exons.